Messenger RNA from Aplosporella prunicola CBS 121167, 1607 nucleotides. Its product is annotated as carbohydrate esterase family 8 protein. The record is from RefSeq and is a predicted model, not a curated record. NCBI's taxonomy places the organism in Eukaryota, Fungi, Ascomycota, Dothideomycetes, Botryosphaeriales, Aplosporellaceae. Gene Ontology annotation, molecular function: pectinesterase activity. Gene Ontology annotation, biological process: cell wall modification. The coding region runs from base 132 to 1337 and encodes 401 amino acids. The transcript has 3 exons.
GAUAUGCAUGGAGCGUUCUCCACUGCUGCGCGGUUUACCAACCCUGCAGGAGAUGUGUUAAGUACUUUAGGUCCCGACGCGCAAUUGAUCGCUAUGCGUGCUUUGCUCCCUACAUUCCAGUUUUCUUCACCAUGGCGCACUUCACCGGUGUUAUUCUCUCAUUCAUAUCAUAUCUCCUCUUUCUCAUUCUCCACACACCACUCUCCCACGCAAAACCCCUCUCCUACAAUCGAGCGGCCUGCCAAUCCUCGACUCCCAAUCCUCUAACCGGCUGUCCAGCCAACACACUUCUCGUUAGCUCCAAUACCACUACUUCAAACACCACCUUCACCAGCAUCCAGUCCGCGAUCCUCUCUCUCCCCGCCGACAACAGCAGCGCGACGAUCCUAAUCCUUCCCGGCACCUACACCGAACAGCUCAACAUCACGCGUCCAGGGCCCGUGACGCUGCUCGGGCAGACCAGCAACCCGAACAACGCAUCCGCAAACGGCGUCACUGUACUUUGGCGCGAGGCGACGGGUAACGACGAGAACAGCUUCGACAAUGCGUACACGGCCGUGUUGACGGUGGCGCCGACGUGGGAGAGCAGCUUGACUGGGACAGGCCCGACGGGGUAUCCGGUGCCGGAGGAUACGCCGUUUGGAAAUGGAGGGUUUGCGGCGUAUAAUGUGGACUUUGUGAAUGAUUAUAAGGACGUCGCAGCGGGGCCGGCGUUGGCGCUGAGUGUGAGUUAUGCGAAUGCGGGAUUUUAUUAUUGUGGGUUUUAUAGUUAUCAGGAUACGGUAUACGUGGGCAAGCUCGGCAAUGCCUACUUCGACAAUAGCAUUAUCGCUGGCCAGACGGAUUUCUUGUAUGGUUUCGGCACGGCAUGGAUCCAGUCAAGCUUGCUUUCGCUGCGCAACUGCGGAGGUGGUAUCACUGCCUGGAAAGGCACAAACACCACUUUCGAGAACAAGUAUGGUGUUUACAUCCAUGAUUCGGAAGUCAGAAAGGCAAAUGAUUCGCUUUCGAUCGAAGGAGAAUGCUCGUUAGGAAGGCCUUGGAACGCCCAACACCGCUCCAUCUUCGCCAACACUUAUCUCGACGCCAGCAUCAGACCCAGCGGCUACACCACCUGGGGAAGCACCGAUCCGCGCACAAAUAACUACACGCUCGAGGCCGAGUACCAGAACUUUGGGCCCGGCUUCAAUCGCACCGGUCGCCUUGCCGAGAACAUUAGUCGUCUGCUUUCCGAUGAGGAGUAUGCGCCGUAUUCGUCUCUUGAUGAGGUUUUCCAGUUCCCGUUUUCGGACAGGGAUGGGAAUACAGCGUGGAUCGAUCGGAGUCCAGAAGCUUGAGGAUAUGUAUCAAGACCCGUCGCAUCAAGCCUGGCCAAACAAAAUUUAUCAUCGAUUAAAAUUCUUCGCCCCUCAGUACCAUUAACUUCAGUAAACCUACAGCUUCAGCUCAUCACUGUCUUGACGAUUUAUCCUGGCUAGGUGGAUUACGAAAGAGGAGCUGCAUUGGACCCACAGAGGGGCUAGAUGAUGUCGAACCCUAGUCAGGCCUCACAAGGGCCAGGGCACGACACGUCUGUCAUGCAGUUCAAGUGGGCCGCGAGUGCGGGG